This is a messenger RNA of Echinococcus granulosus, 2148 nucleotides long. Its product is annotated as Kinesin-like protein unc-104. Gene Ontology annotation, biological process: microtubule-based movement. Lineage: Eukaryota; Metazoa; Platyhelminthes; Cestoda; Cyclophyllidea; Taeniidae. Gene Ontology annotation, molecular function: microtubule binding; microtubule motor activity; ATP binding. Bases 1 to 2148 code for a protein of 715 amino acids. The transcript is spliced from 11 exons. The record is from RefSeq and is a predicted model, not a curated record.
AUGAUCGCUGCACUCUCCCCGGCUGACAUCAACUAUGCUGAAACCCUCUCUACCCUACGAUACGCCGACAGGGCAAAGCAAAUCAAAACGAAUGCCGUCGUCAACGACAAAUUACAGGAUAGCGUCGUCGAAGAAUUGAUGGCUGAAAACGAAAGACUGAGGAAACAACUGGAGGAAAUGAUGAAGACUUCAGAAGUUGCCUCAGCUCCCGGUAUGUCGUCUGAAGAAAGGGCAAGAAUACAGGAGGAGGUACGAAUGGAGAUUAUGGCACAACUGGAGAAUAACCAACAACGGCUGGAGAACCAGGAUCGGAAUGUGUUCAAGAAAAAGCUCGAGGAGGCUCGCAAAGAGGUCACCGUUAUAAAGAUGCCGGUUGAGGCGAGACAGAACAUAAAGGCGCGACCUCAAUGGCCCUUCCUGUCAAACCUAAAUGAAGAUCCUCAACUCUCCGGUGUUAUCAUUCAUUACUUAGAUGCAGACAAGAUUGUGGUGGGCCGUGAAGGCGCCCUAGAAAGUCAACGGCUACGGAAGACGGCAGCUAAUCAGGAAGGUAAAACGACGGCCUACAUUUGGCUGAAGGGUCUCAACAUUCAAGACGCCCACGCCACCUUUAAGCGACUUCCAGACGGCCGCAUGGAACUCUCUGCUGGCGCGAAUUCCAUUCGCAACACCAAGGUCAACGGAACCGCUCUCACCACCUCGCGGAUUCUCAAAUCCAUGGAUCGCAUUCUCUUUGGUUUGUUCACCUGUGCUGCAUUGAAGUCCAAGCGACUCAAACGCAUCGACAGAUGCACGAGCUCGAGUCGCGUUAUCGAAGUAGCCAUCUCAUAUUAUCCUGUUUUUAUUUUUUUAGGCUCCUAUCAUCUUUACGUGUAUCACAAUGAUGUUGAAAAGUGCGAGGGCGCUCCAGACAACGUUGACUGGGACUUCGCUCAGAAGGAGCUUGCGAAGAGCGAAGGGAUUGAUCAACUGAACAAGGCAAUAGAUGAAAGUGAUCGGUGUGUACUACAGCAACAACUGAUUGAGCUACUUCCCAUGCUGCAGGAGGUCAAUUCCAUCGCUCAGGAGAUGAAUAAGUGCCGAACUUUUGACGUUGUUCUUUUACCAGCACUGCUCCAGCAGACACCCUACGGCCAGCGCAAAACCACUAGGAUAACCAUUCGGAUGAAAUGCACGAAGACGGGAUACACGUGGAUGUGGGAUCGUGGAAAGUUUUUGAACCGACGUUUCCUCAUUCAGGAGAUGUAUCAAGCCUUUAACGACGGUGAAGGCAAGCACAAAUUGGUGAGGCAGGAAGAUGAUCCCUUUUGGGAGCCGCUGGAGCCCCUCCUCGUGGGAUUCACUCCCGCCUUUCUGCAAUCCCUGGCCUAUGGCCUCGAUUACACCGACUGUCUGCAGAUAAGUGACCUUGACGGUAAGCAGAUUGGAGAGGUGUCGGUGAGCCUUCACCCCUGCCUCCAGUCGGGCAGUGUGCCCACACCCGACAGUCCGGAAAACCUUUUCGUCGACAAUCCCCAAAAAUUGCUCGGAAGACCGUUCUACUUCAAGGUGGGUGUCACUGAAAUAAGCCUCCCUGGACUGUUAAAUGGAACUGGGGUAUCACUUCGCUACCGGGUGUAUAAGGAGAAGGUGGAGACAAUUGUGCGACUAGACGCCGGCGAGAGCGGCGACAAUGAUGGCAAGGUGACUCUCAGACACAGCCGUCAAAUCACCUUCAAAAAUGUCAGCACCGAGCAGCUGACCUACCUCGAAAAGGACUGCAUUGCCUUCCUCAUCUUCAUUGACCAAGGAGACACGAAAGCGCCUGAUCAGCUUAAGUUGGCGGAUGCAGAGGACGCCAUGCCACCGAUUCAUCGGGGUUCCAUCGCUGCCUUUCAGUCAACUGAUGGGCGAUUUCGAGACUCGCUGAGGCGCAUUUUGCAUGAGAAGGGGAUUUCAACUGCGGAUAGGCGCAUCGAUCAACUCAAAUGGAAAUCUAAAAUAGCCAUCGAUGACUACUCCGUGAUUAUAUCAUACCGUCGUCGGAGGUACAAUGCCGGAGCCCUAAGUGGCUUGUUACCGAAAGUGAGAGUUGAGCAUCGUCUUCGGUGCUCCCGCGUCAGCCAUCACAACGUAGCCGGUGGUGUAAAAAAAGCACCCACGAACUAA